AUGCAGGAUAUACCUAUUGUGGAUCUUGUGCAGCCCAUGCUUACAAACAAGUGGAUCCUAAUAUUACCCGAAAAAUUUUCAUUCUUGGGCCUUCCCAUCACGUGCCCCUUUCCCGAUGUGCACUUUCCAGUGUGGACAUUUAUAGAACACCUCUGUAUGAUCUCCGAAUUGACCAAAAGAUUUAUGGAGAAUUGUGGAAGACUGGAAUGUUUGAGCGUAUGUCCCUACAGACAGAUGAAGAUGAACACAGUAUUGAAAUGCAUUUGCCUUAUACUGCUAAAGCCAUGGAAAGGUCAGAGGUUCCGUUACAGUUACUAUGAUGAAUCCCAAGGAGAAAUUUAUAGAUCCAUUGAGCACCUAGAUAAAAUGGGUAUGAGCAUUAUAGAGCAGCUAGAUCCUGUAUCUUUUAGCAAUUACUUGAAGAAAUACCAUAAUACAAUAUGUGGAAGACAUCCUAUUGGUGUAUUAUUAAACGCUAUCAACGAGCUCCAGAAGAAUGGAAUGAAUAUGAGCUUUUCAUUUUUGAAUUAUGCUCAGUCAAGCCAGUGUCGAAACUGGCAAGACAGCUCAGUGAGUUACGCAGCUGGAGCACUUAUGGUCCACUGAACCGCGGAAUGCUCAGGGAUGGCACCUGCACACACUCUGUAUAUGGGGUCCCAGCCUAGCCCUUAACAAAGAUACAGUCCCUGGUCUUUGGGUAUACUGAAACCUCAAACUAAUAGAACUCUCUUCUUUUCUAGUAGGUGUAGUCCUUCCUUAGUUUCAACUCAUUUAAAAAUGCUUUCUUGUUUAGGACAAUGGAAGGAAGGCUGGUAUUGAAACACUUUGAUUUUUAUUUUUAUUUUUUAUUUUUGGAAAAGAGAAUGGCUAUGAAGGCAUGGUGGCAGACAGUCCUUACAAAUACAACAUGUAAAGCAUUUACCAUAUCUUAAAUUUGCACUCUUUGCAGACCUGUGCACAUGUACUCAGCUUUCAGAAUAGUUUUGCAAGUUGUAAACGGAAAAAGGGGUGGAAGCUUUUUAAUAAAAGAAAAAAAGGAAAACAACGCAUUUAUAAAUGAUCCUGUAUUAGAAUAUAAUAAAACUCCAGUAUAGUCAGUUACUACCCGUGAUGUACAACAGAUAUCUUCUAUUUUAGUUGCUAAUAAAGGGCUACACAAACCAAAA
Antrostomus carolinensis (chuck-will's-widow) is the source of this 1166-nucleotide messenger RNA. RefSeq names its product mediator of cell motility 1 (gene MEMO1). NCBI's taxonomy places the organism in Eukaryota, Metazoa, Chordata, Aves, Caprimulgiformes, Caprimulgidae. The transcript has 6 exons. The coding region runs from base 1 to 606 and encodes 201 amino acids. The record is from RefSeq and is a predicted model, not a curated record.